Messenger RNA from Cetraspora pellucida, 567 nucleotides. Lineage: Eukaryota; Fungi; Glomeromycota; Glomeromycetes; Diversisporales; Gigasporaceae. The record is from the annotation of a GenBank genome assembly.
UGCAUAGUAAAACAUUUAGAAUUUCAACCCGUGAGCACAUGUCCAGAAUGCUCGGCUUCACUGUCACAAAAAGAAAUCCGUGAUUUAACUGAUUCCUGGGAAAAAGCUUCGUUCAGAAUCGAUAUUGAAAAUAUUUCUCAAAUUACAAGUUCAAGCAACGGCGAACCAAAUGAAGUUAAUGCAAAUGUAGGAGCUGCAACAGGAGAUUUCUAUGUUGUUUUAUUAAAUGGAGAAAAACUUACGUUUCAACUUGAGAGUAUUAAAACAGUUCUUAGUUUGAGGGAAGCAAUAAAAAGCAAAACGAAUGUUGAAGUUUCAAAACAAAAGUUGAUUCAUAACGGCAAAGAAUUAAAUGUUUGUAUUAUUAAUAUUGAUUUUUUUACAUCACGUAUUGUAAAUGACAAAUUCAUAAAACUUUUUGAUUCUAGACUUUUAAUACAGGAAGAGCACAUAGCUGAUAACACAUGGGCAGUUUAUGAGGUUGGAAAGUUGUCGAACGGAAAUGCCAAGGAUUAUAGUCCGAUUAUACGCACUAUCGGAACUUUAGAUCAAUUCUUAUCUAUUUAA